Messenger RNA from Trichosurus vulpecula (common brushtail), 2988 nucleotides. RefSeq names its product heat shock protein 90 beta family member 1 (gene HSP90B1). Gene Ontology annotation, biological process: protein folding. Bases 273 to 2684 code for a protein of 803 amino acids. Gene Ontology annotation, molecular function: ATP hydrolysis activity; ATP-dependent protein folding chaperone; ATP binding. The transcript has 18 exons. The record is from RefSeq and is a predicted model, not a curated record. Lineage: Eukaryota; Metazoa; Chordata; Mammalia; Diprotodontia; Phalangeridae.
GCGGGGGGUGCGUGGUGCGGCGCUAUUGGCCGGUUCGUGUUUCCCGUCCCCCGCCCGCAGGGAGUGGGGGUGAAAAGCGAGCGACCCGGCUUGGGGGGUGGUGGGCGGAUCGCGUCGCAGUCGGUGCCCUCUGUGCCGCCGCCGCCGCUGCCGCAGCUCGGGGCGUGAGGAGCAGAACCCCGCCGGGGGAGGCGGACCGACGGACCACGAGACCGUGAGCUGGAGCCUGACGCGUCGCGCCUUGCGGGAGUUGACCGAGGGCCGCCGCCGCGAUGAAGGCCCUGUGGCUGCUGGGCCUCUGCUGCGUCCUGCUGCUGGCCUGCGGGUCAGUUAAAGCAGACGACCAAGUGGAUGUGGAAGCGACUGUGGAAGAAGAUCUGGGUAAAAGCAGAGAAGGUUCUCGGACAGAUGACGAAGUAGUCCAGAGAGAAGAAGAAGCUAUUCAGUUAGAUGGAUUGAAUGCAUCCCAAAUAAAAGAACUUAGAGAAAAAUCUGAAAAAUUUGCUUUCCAAGCAGAAGUGAACAGAAUGAUGAAGCUUAUAAUCAAUUCUUUGUACAAAAAUAAGGAGAUUUUCUUGAGAGAACUGAUUUCGAAUGCUUCUGAUGCCUUAGAUAAAAUAAGGCUGAUUUCACUGACUGAUGAAAAUGCUCUUUCUGGAAAUGAAGAACUAACUGUCAAAAUUAAGUGUGAUAAGGAGAAGAAUCUGCUGCAUGUUACAGACACUGGUGUUGGCAUGACCAGGGAAGAAUUAGUUAAAAACCUUGGUACCAUAGCGAAGUCUGGCACAAGCGAAUUCUUAAACAGAAUGACUGAGGCACAGAGGGACGGUCAGUCAACUUCCGAGUUGAUUGGCCAGUUUGGUGUAGGUUUCUACUCUGCCUUCCUUGUAGCGGAUAGGGUUAUUGUUACAUCGAAACAUAAUAAUGAUUCCCAACACAUCUGGGAAUCUGACUCCAAUGAAUUUUCUGUCAUCGCUGACCCAAGAGGAGACACUUUGGGAAGAGGAACCACCAUAACUCUGGCUUUAAAGGAAGAAGCAUCUGAUUAUCUUGAACUGGAUACCAUUAAAAACCUUGUCAAGAAAUAUUCACAGUUCAUAAACUUUCCUAUAUACCUGUGGAGCAGCAAGACGGAAACAGUAGAAGAGCCCAUUGAAGAGGAAGAAGCAGCAAAGGAAAAAGACGAAGUAGAUGAUGAAGCUGCAGUGGAAGAUGAGGAGGAGAAGAAACCCAAGACUAAAAAGGUUGAGAAAACUGUUUGGGAUUGGGAGCUAAUGAAUGACAUCAAACCAAUAUGGCAGAGACCAUCAAAAGAAGUGGAAGAAGAUGAAUACAAAGCAUUCUACAAAUCAUUUUCAAAGGAAAGUGAUGAUCCCAUGACUUUCAUCCAUUUCACUGCUGAAGGAGAAGUAACGUUCAAGUCAAUACUGUUUGUUCCCACUUCUGCUCCACGUGGAUUAUUUGAUGAAUAUGGAUCAAAGAAGAGUGACUACAUUAAGCUAUACGUACGCAGAGUGUUCAUCACAGAUGAUUUCCAUGAUAUGAUGCCGAAGUACCUUAAUUUUAUCAAGGGUGUUGUGGAUUCUGAUGACCUUCCUCUGAAUGUGUCCCGUGAAACUCUUCAACAACAUAAAUUGCUUAAGGUUAUUAGAAAGAAACUGGUCCGUAAAACCCUUGAUAUGAUCAAGAAGAUUGCUGAAGAGAAAUAUAACAAAACUUUUUGGAAAGAAUUUGGCACGAACAUCAAACUUGGGGUGAUUGAAGACCAUUCCAAUCGUACUCGUCUUGCCAAACUGCUUCGGUUUCAGUCUUCUCAUCAUGAAAGUGACCUUACCAGUCUGGACCAGUAUGUGGAAAGGAUGAAGGAGAAACAAGAUAAAAUCUACUUCAUGGCAGGAUCGAGCAGAAAGGAGGCAGAAUCAUCCCCAUUUGUGGAGAGGCUUCUGAAGAAGGGCUACGAAGUGAUCUAUCUGACAGAGCCUGUUGAUGAGUACUGCAUCCAAGCCCUUCCAGAGUUUGAUGGAAAGAGAUUCCAGAAUGUUGCCAAGGAAGGAGUGAAAUUUGACGAGAGUGAGAAAACCAAGGAAAGCCGAGCUGCUGUGGAGAAAGAGUAUGAGCCUCUGCUCGAGUGGAUGAAGGACAAAGCUCUGAAGGACAAGAUUGAGAAGGCUGUGAUUUCCCAGCGCCUGACGGAGUCUCCCUGUGCUCUGGUGGCCAGCCAGUAUGGCUGGUCUGGCAACAUGGAAAGAAUCAUGAAAGCUCAGGCUUACCAGACGGGCAUGGAUAUUUCUGCAAAUUACUAUGCCAGUCAGAAGAAAACACUUGAAAUUAAUCCUAGACACCCGCUGAUCAAGGACAUGCUCCGACGGGUUAAGGAAGAUGAAGAUGACAAAACAGUCUUAGACCUCGCUGUAGUCCUGUUUGAAACGGCAACGCUAAGAUCGGGAUACCUUCUACCCAACACCAAAGAGUAUGGAGAUAGGAUCGAAAGGAUGCUUCGUUUAAGUCUGAACAUCGAUCCUGAUGCAAAGGUGGAAGAAGAGCCUGAAGACGACCAGGAAGAUGAUACAACAGAAGACACAUCAGAAGAUUCAAAACCAGAAGACGAAGAGGAAGUUGAUAUGGAUGCAGAGGAAGAAGAAGAAACAAAGAAAAAAACUCCAAGUGGAAAAGAUGAAUUGUAACUCUCACCAUUGGAAUCCACUGUGUCCAGUGUAGAGAGAAAAUGUGAAUUUAAACUGUUCUGUUUGGGGAGGCUUGGGAUAUUUUUUUGUGUGUUUUUGAAUUUUUUUUUACCCCCCUCAACUGUAAAAAUGUCAGGAUUGUGGGUCACAGGAAGAAGCAAGUUUUUGUUUGUUUUUGUUUUUGGGUUUUUUUUUUUUUUAGUUGAAAUUUUUUUAACAUUCCUCAUGAAUGUAAAUUUGUACUAUUUAACUAUUUGGUGUAAAAUCUUGUCAUGUGUACAAAAAUAAAAAAAAUUCCCAAAUA